Messenger RNA from Staurois parvus, 506 nucleotides. NCBI's taxonomy places the organism in Eukaryota, Metazoa, Chordata, Amphibia, Anura, Ranidae. The record is from the annotation of a GenBank genome assembly.
UUAGAGGAGGAAAACAAGGAAUAAAAUAUUUUGAACCAAUGGACUGCAGAUAGUACAGGAGAUGAUCAGAGACUGCAGACAUACUACAGGAGACGACCAGAGACUGCGGACAUACUACAGGAGAUGACCAGAGACUGGGGACAUACUACAGGAGAUGACCAGAGACUGCAAACAUAUUACAGGAGAUGACCAGAGACUGCAGACAUAGUACAGGAGAUGACCAGAGACUGCAGACAUAGUACAGGAGAUGACCAGAGACUGCGGACAUAGUACAGGAGAUGACCAGAGACUGCAGACCUUUGGGGAGCGGGUACCUAAAUUUGACAGGUACUCACUCCCAUUUCUGCUAUGAUCGUCUAGGCGAUCGGAAGCGGAAGUUCUCCUCCCUCCCUCCCCGUAGUCUUCUGGGACACAUGACAGGUCCCAGAAGACUAUGGGACCAUUCACAAAGCGCAGCGCUUCUCGCGCAUGUGCAGUGGGCACUUGGCUGUGAAGCCGCAAGCUGU